This is a messenger RNA of Solanum verrucosum, 305 nucleotides long. RefSeq names its product signaling peptide TAXIMIN 1-like. The coding region runs from base 55 to 294 and encodes 79 amino acids. The transcript is spliced from 2 exons. The record is from RefSeq and is a predicted model, not a curated record. NCBI's taxonomy places the organism in Eukaryota, Viridiplantae, Streptophyta, Magnoliopsida, Solanales, Solanaceae.
AUUUUGUGGUGAAAAACAAAUCUUGUUAUUACAAGAAGAUACAAAAAAAAAAGUAUGUGUUGUUGUGGAGAUGAUUGUCAAUGUAGACCUUUAGGUUUUCUAUUGGGUCUUCCCUUUGCUUUUGUUGCUCUUCUUCUAUCCAUUGUUGGUGUUAUCAUAUGGAUUGUUGGAAUUACAUUGAGUUGUUUAUGUCCAUGCUGUAUUUGCGUAACAGUAUUGGUAGAAAUGGCUUUGGCAUUGAUUAAAGCACCCUUUUCGGUUAUGAAGUGGUUUACUGAACAAAUUCCAUGUUAGAAAAAAAAUAU